AUCAGAAUGAACAAGUCACCAAUAAUGUGAAGAGAGGAGGGAUUGUACAGUUACCAAAAUGUUGGCAGAAGCUUGUCUUAACAGAAUUGCAUACAAAGUGAUAACAACUAAUGGCGAACAAAAGCAUCACAGGAAUAAGAUCACAAAUGAAACUACCGACUCUUGUAGACCGGCUGUUGAAAAUACUAAUGGAGAAAGACUGAAACGAGAUACUGUGCUAAAUUCAAGCAGUGAAUCUUCAGGCCUUAGUGAGGAUGAACGCUUUGUCCUAUAUAAACAAGAUCUAGGGAUGACAGCGGUGCAAAGUUCAGAAGCAAUGUAUAUUCCAAAGAAAUUCCAGGAAAAAGAAAGACAGCUGGACUUGUACACAUCUUGGUCUAGCAUGUAUGGGGGUAUAUAUAAAGAUUACCCUGAUCUGCACAUUGGAGGUGAUCAUAUUCUUAAUAAAAAAGAUUCUGGCUGCAUUCUAGAUAUUGAAUGUGAGUCUCAGGAUGGUCCAGUUUUACUGUCCAGUGAUAUAGCACCAGGCCCUGCACCUAUUCCUCAGAUUUUGGUGGAGCCGUCUACAGUAAGCUUCUUAAAUGUUGAAGAGAACAGAGAAAGAAGCACCACACUACUUAAUGCCCCUUUCUCUAACUCAGUCCUGAACGGUUAUAUGGAAAGCAAGAUACAGGAACUUUACAAACAGUUCCUGGACGAACACAUAAUAAGGUUUGGUUCUCAAAGUACUCUGUUUCCCAGCAUCCUAAUGAACAAUGCUAAUCAAAUUGGUUUGCAGAUUUCUCAAGAAAUAAAUAUGGAGUCUGUAAAAGCAAAAGAAGCAUUUCUACAUUACUUGCGUAGUGUUACCAGUGGAGAUAGCUCAGAAUUCUUUACACCUGUCCUACAUAUCUCAAAUAUAGAAAGCCAAAAGAAAGCAUAAGAAAAAUUGACUUUUGUGCUCAUAAUAAGCUGAAUGUUGCCUUAAACAUGUAAUUGUGAAGACCUCCAGCUUCGUUUUGAGAAUGAAUGUAAUAAUGUUAUUGCUACCCUAGAAAAUAGGACUUGUUGCCAUAAUUGGGAAAAAUAUGUCAAUGUUCUGAAAAAUAAGAGAAUUUAAAUAAAGCUGCUGACUUUUGAAAA
Bombina bombina (fire-bellied toad) is the source of this 1122-nucleotide messenger RNA. Its product is annotated as TLR adapter interacting with SLC15A4 on the lysosome. The transcript is spliced from 2 exons. Gene Ontology annotation, biological process: regulation of toll-like receptor signaling pathway. NCBI's taxonomy places the organism in Eukaryota, Metazoa, Chordata, Amphibia, Anura, Bombinatoridae. Bases 59 to 922 code for a protein of 287 amino acids. The record is from RefSeq and is a predicted model, not a curated record.